Messenger RNA from Lycium ferocissimum, 1887 nucleotides. RefSeq names its product probable BOI-related E3 ubiquitin-protein ligase 3. Bases 1265 to 1753 code for a protein of 162 amino acids. Lineage: Eukaryota; Viridiplantae; Streptophyta; Magnoliopsida; Solanales; Solanaceae. The record is from RefSeq and is a predicted model, not a curated record. The transcript has a single exon. Gene Ontology annotation, molecular function: ubiquitin-protein transferase activity.
AAAAUAUGACGAUGCCUAAACAAACCAACCCUACAAUCUCCUUUAAUUGUUUAGGAAUUUGAACUCUCAAUUCUUCAAGUUCAGGCCAGCCAUGAGAAAACUUUCCCACCACUGCAUAAUCAAGUUCUUCAAUGGAAUUCAUACGUAAUACUUCAUCCUCUGUCCAAGUAACCACUUUCUUUCCAUCUUUUGUCACUACAGGCUUGAUCUCUAUGGGUUGAACAUCAACUUUGGUCGUGUGCAUGGACAAAUCCAGCGGCUGCAUGUUAACAAGAUUGGCAUACGUUAGGGUUUUGUCUAGGGUUUUACUCAUGUUCUCUACUAUAGAAGGAUUUGUAUUCGUGGAUGAGGGAUUUAAUGGAGGAAAUUGAGAUGAAGAAGCAAUAUCAUGACCAACCACCAGUGGUGGCUGGCCGCCGGCCACCAUCAUGACACUAGGGUUUACUCUCUAUUAGGGUUUUGCAUGGAGAGAGAAGAGAGAGCAUUUAUUUAAUUCAUUUUAAUGAAAUGAGAUCGAACAAAGUUUGGAAGGUUUUUCACGUUGAAGCUUCUACUACGACUAAAUUAUUUUCCAUUCUUAUAGUUUAUAACGAGUUGUUCACAAACAGAUUUUAAACACUCUUAGAACUACUGUUCCGGGUUAGAGAGGUUGGUGGUUCUAACCCACUUAAUCACCUCUUUUCUGUCGAAGAUUGAUGCACACAUGCAUUGUAAAAUACGCUUUAGCUCGCUUUCUCUAAGCGGUUAUUACUGUCAUCAAUUCUGACAUUUGGAGAAGAAGAUGGUAAAAAUGAUGGAAUUAAAAGGGAAUGGAGGAAGAAGGAGAUGGGUGUGGAGAGAGAAGAAGAUGUUCGGUACUUUGUAGCCAUUCCAGCAUUAGUCAGUCCAUCCACUCAAAAAAAGAAGUCCAUCCACUCACUCAAUUCCAAGUGAGGUUCACACUGUGCCAUUUCAGCGGGAGGUGUUUAGUUGGCAUUUUGAAUAUAGUUCGAGUGUCCAGUAGGUCACCUUCUCAGUUGAGGUGUCUAGAUGAAAAAUCUAGCUAAGUUUGAGGGGCUAUCUAUGUAUUUGACAUAAAUUGAUUCAAUGUAUUUGGUCUGAUAUCGUCAAAACUUCUAAUCUCUAUUGACAUUAAAUAGGAUUAUUCUCACUAAAAUAGGGGUGUAAUGCUUUUUCAAAGUUAAUUUGAUGAUUGCUAAUUGAUUUCUGCCUUUUACAGGAAGAAACUUGGGCUAGAGGUGUCAGAGACAUAAAACAGAGACAUAUGGCUUCUUUACUGACUGCAGUCGAGAAAAAUGUUGGCACGAAGUUGCAAGAGAAGGAUAUUGAGUUAGAGAACAUAAAUCGGAAGAACAGAGAACUAGUCGAACGGAUGAAGCAAGUUACAGCAGAGGCACAAAAUUGGUGUUACAGAGCUAAGUGUAACGAAUCUUUAGUGAUCACAUUAAGAACGAACCUUCAGCAAGCGAUGCAAUCUGCUGAACAAGGAAAAGAAGGGACCGGAGACAAUGAGCUAGAUGAUGCUGUGUCCUGCAUUGACCCGAACAAUUGGCUCAGCAUCCCUAGCGGUUCUGGUAAGUGUACAUCGACGAAAAAAGCCAUUAUCUGCAAGGUAUGCAAAUUGAAGGAGGUAUCCAUCUUAUUGAUGCCUUGUAGACACUUGUGUUUAUGUAAAGAUUGUGAAGGAUUAGUUAAUGUAUGUCCUAUCUGCCAGUUGAUGACAACUGCUAGUGUUGAGGUGUUCUUGUCUUGAAAUGUGAACAAAUUAACUCUCAAGGCAGAAGAAAUAAUCUCAUACAGCAUUGUGGAUUUACUUUCUCUAUUUACUGUACAGAAUCAAUUUCUUGAAAUUGGGGUUUAACUAUCACGGUUCUUCUUGAUUCUUAA